GGUACUACGGCGGCGUCCGGCUGCUGCUGGCCAUCUGCAAAAUCUUCCACAGCCACUGUAAGCACAACGGCAUCGCCCUGGAGGACAAGAACUUCACUCUGUCCUAUGACACCAACAUUCCUCGCCAGGCCGGGCUCUCCGGCUCGAGCGCCAUCGUGUGCGCGGCGCUGAGCUGCCUCCUGGAUUUCUACAAUGUCAGGGACAAGAUCAGGGUCGAGGUCCGGCCUAACCUCAUCCUAGACGCGGAGAAGGAGCUCGGGAUCGUCGCCGGGCUUCAGGACCGGGUCGCGCAGGUCUACUGUGGCCUUGUUUACAUGGAUUUUAGCCAAGAGCAUAUGGAUAAGCUGGGUCAUGGCAUAUACACGCCGCUAGACGUCAAUCUACUCCCCCCUCUCUAUCUUAUCUAUGCUGAGAACCCAAGCGACUCUGGAAAGGUCCACAGCAGUGUCAGGCAAAGAUGGCUCGAUGGCGACCAGUUCAUAAUAUCAUCUAUGAAGGAAGUUGCUCAGCUAGCCUAUGAUGGCCACAAUGUGUUGUUGCACAAGAAUUACACUGAACUCGCGAGACUUAUGAACAGAAAUUUUGAUCUGAGAAGGCAAAUGUUUGGAGACGACGUGCUUGGAGCGGUGAAUAUAAAGAUGGUCGAAGUAGCGAGGAGUGUUGGCGCCGCGUCCAAGUUCACGGGCAGCGGGGGUGCGGUGGUUGCGUUUUGCCCGGAUGGGCACGCACAGGCGGAGCUCCUGAAGAAGGCGUGCGAGGAGGCUGGCUUCGUCGUGGAGCCGAUCGAAGUCGCCCCGUCGGUGCUGACAGAGGAGGAGGUUGCAAGCUUGUACAAAAGGAUAUCAUAAGCAAACUCUUGCUAUAAAGCAUAGCAAACAUCCAAUUUGUUGAAAUCACUCGCAGUCACAGGAGUUGUGUCAUGUGAACGAUAUUCUGAGAAUGAGAUGUGCUGUUUGAUAAUUGAUAUAUUUUUCAUGC
Messenger RNA from Lolium rigidum, 978 nucleotides. RefSeq names its product probable glucuronokinase 2. Gene Ontology annotation, molecular function: ATP binding. The record is from RefSeq and is a predicted model, not a curated record. NCBI's taxonomy places the organism in Eukaryota, Viridiplantae, Streptophyta, Magnoliopsida, Poales, Poaceae.